CGCGCAUGCGCAGUGGCGGCUCGUGCGCUCAGCCGGUGGUGUUUACGGCUCCGGAGGGCGGCGGGACGGGCCCGGGAGGGGAGCGGCGUAAACCGGGCCGGGCCGCGCCGCUGCUCAGCUUUAGUGCUUACAGCAAACUCCUGACGAUGGGAGGCGCAGUGAGCGCGGGAGAAGAUAACGACGAAUUGAUUGAUAACCUGAAGGAGGCACAAUACAUCCGGACAGAGCUGGUGGAGCAGGCAUUCCGAGCCAUUGAUCGAGCAGAUUACUACCUGGAGGAGUUCAAAGACAAUGCCUACAAGGAUUUGGCCUGGAAGCAUGGCAAUAUUCAUCUCUCGGCGCCGUGCAUUUACUCUGAGGUGAUGGAAGCUUUGGAUCUGCAGCCAGGGCUGUCAUUUUUGAAUCUUGGCAGUGGCACUGGUUAUCUGAGCUCUAUGGUUGGACUCAUCUUGGGUCCUUUUGGUGUUAACCACGGUGUGGAGCUUCAUUCCGAUGUGAUCGAAUAUGCCAAGCAGAAGCUGGACUUCUUCAUUAAAACCAGUGACAGCUUUGACAAAUUUGAAUUCUGUGAGCCAUCUUUUGUUACUGGCAAUUGCUUGGAGAUUUCUCCUGACUGUACUCAGUAUGACCGUGUUUACUGUGGUGCUGGUGUCCAGAAGGAACAUGAAGACUACAUGAAAAACCUCUUGAAAGUUGGGGGAAUUCUUGUCAUGCCUCUAGAAGAGAAGCUGACUAAGAUCACUCGUACUGGCCCUUCUGCCUGGGAGACCAAGAAGAUUCUGGCUGUGUCCUUUGCUCCUUUGAUUCAGCCCAACCAGGCAGACUCAGGCAAAUCUCGGCUUGUUCACCUGCCGCCCGUGGCUGUUCGCAGCCUGCAGGACUUGGCUCGCAUAGCCAUCAGAGGAACCAUCAAGAAGCUCAUCCAGCAGGAGAGCCUGGGCAGGGCCGGGAGCGGGCUGAAGAACCCGCCGCGGUUCAAGCGCCGCCGCCUGCGCCGCCGCCGGAUGGAGACCAUCGUCUUCCUGGACAAAGAGGUCUUUGCCAGCCGCAUCUCCAACCCCUCGGAUGACAACAACAACAGCGAGGAGAUGGAAGAGGAGAGGCGUGAAGAGGAGGAAACCAAACCUUCUGAACUCAAGCCAGAUCCCCCUGUAAACUUCUUGAGAGAAAAGGUCUUGAGCCUGCCUUUGCCUGACCCCUUGAAGUAUUACCUGCUGUAUUACAGGGAGAAGUAAUUCCCUUCCCCUAGAGAGAGGGAAGUAGGCAGAAGAUGCUACUUAGGGCUUGACAAAUGUAUACCACUUGCUUGCCUGCUAAAAGACCACCCAAGGCAGUAGGCUAGCUGGGGAAUGUGGCUCCUGUACACUUAAACUUGUUAGCUUUUGGUUUUUUUUUAAUUGAAUUUCUUCUUUCUCCUCAGUUGUGUGCUAGAGUUUUAUCCUACAGCAGGGAUUCCUUAGGAAGCAAGUUGGUGAAAUGCUCAGCUGCUGCUGGAAAGGAGGAUUGAAGUCCCUGAGGCUAACUGUGCAAAGACACUGAAUAUCUCGUGGCUGCUCUGCUGAGUUGCAAUGUUAAGUACUUCUAAGCAGCUCCCUAAAGACCUUGGCUGUCUCUGCUCCCUCCCACCACACCUGCCUCAUGUUCACUGUGGGGUGUGUUUAAGGGAGGAUGAAGAUCAUUAGUGAAAACCAACCUGGGCAAAAAUUGUUUCUUCCAGUCCUCAGCUUGGACAGGAAUGAAGGAAUGCUUCGUGUUAACCCUUGGUGCCAUCUGGGUUUUGAACAAGAAGGAAACCAUCAGCUCCCCUUUGGUUGGUCUCAGUUUUGCUUAGAAACGAGCUGCAGUUUGUCAGUGAAAGGUGAAGAGGUACAAAUGGUUUAGAGAGUUUUGGUUUUCCUGGUGGGGAAACAGCUGCUCUGGUGAAGUGGUCUGAGAGGGGCAGAGUUGGUGCUUGGUUUCGUUUGUAAAGUGGUGGAGGCAAAGAAAGAGAUGCAAACCUGAUCAGCUUUGGCAGGAUGCUGGGAGAGUUAGGGCUGGGGCUGCUGUCUGUGGAGAUGUUUACUCUUAAGUGGGGAAGAGGGUAGAGAGGAGAAGCAGAGCAGUGAGGUGGUGAGAACUUGACUGUGAAAGCAGAAUCUGGGUUUUGCUGCUGUGUGAGAGCUCUGCUGGGCUGAAGAGUGUGGAGUGAGGCAUGCUAGGCUGAGCAGAGCUCUUUGUGUCCUGCUAAAUCAGCCAAAUGGAGUUUUGUGGAGGCUGUCUAGAACCUGAGAACAGUCUAGAAAGCCACACUGGUGCAGGUGUUAGUGCACCUGAGCGUGUGCACCCUGCAAAGUGGCUGGAGCACAGCUUUGUGCACACACCUUCCACCUGCAUAGGUGGAGUGAAGUUGAUCCACUUGCUAGGUGAUUUUUAUUCCUGCAGCAAUCAAAUAGAUGUUUUUAACAGGCUCAUGCAGAAGAACUUGACACCCUGCAGCUCUGUGGAUGUGACCUCUUCACUUUUUAUCCCCAGGUCUUCCUGAAAUGGUGAUGGAAGGAGGUAGGUUUAGGAAGGGAAGUUUGGAUCUGCCUGUUAGAAGAAUCUACCUAAACUGGUAGAGGCUGGAGAGAAACCUUCGUCAAACACUCCUAAAACUGGGAGAGAGGUUAAAACCACCCCUCUGAAUAGGUCAUGAGGCUAUGGUAAGGCUUUGCCCCAUCAGAAGGGCUUCAGUUGGGUGUCUCUUUGAUAUCUUUUUGGGCUCAUUUUUGUCUUGGGCUGGCACCUCGUGUGAGGAGGACUGGCCAAAAACCCGCUGGGUUCUCGGUUAGCGGUGCCGAGUUGCACAGCUUGCUUAGUGACAAACAGCAGCUCCAAAAUAAACAGAUAACUUUUAUGUCCUGAGUGUGAGGUGGAGAAUUCUUCCUUGCUCUUCAGUUUUUGGGUGUAUUUCUAAGGGUGCCAGGUAAUGUGGUGUCUGCCGUGCAACUGCUGGUGCAUAACACGGUUGUAGGCUGUGUUUUGCUUCUGCUUUCCCAAGUCUCCACUGCUGGCCUCAGUACACCCCAAAAUAUCUUGCUCUUUCAGGUUUUUGUUUCUUUGGUUAAACAGGGCAGUUCUGUGGGCGCUCAGCUGAUGGUUUCCUGCACACCUGCAAAUACCCUUGGUGUGAAUCUAGCAGCUGCCACAGAUUUCCCUCUGAAGCUGGUGGUGAAUAGAGGCUUAACGUACUCAAUGUGUGAUAGCUCUCUGUGCCUUCCCCACAGGCUGUCACCUCCAUCUGGGAGGCUUUUCUGCUCUUUAGCUGUCACACUAGGUGCCUUUCUGAAUUGUGGCACAGUUUUGUACCCCUGCAGAGCACAGAGUGCUCCUGCUUCUGGCUACCAGGUUGUACUUCAGUUUGUUGAUUAAGAAAUUUCUUUUAAAGCAGCUGCUUUAAAAAUUAACCUGCACUUUUGGCUUUGGUUAUAGUUAAAUCUAGAAGAGGGCAGGUUGAGGCUGGAGGUUAGGAAGAAAUUCUUGACAGUGAGAGUGGGGAGACACUGGCACAGGUUGCCCAGGGAGGCUGUGGAUGCUCCCUCCCUGGAGAUGUUCAAGGCCAGGUUGGAUGAGGCCUUGAGCAACCUGUUCUAGUGGGAGGUGUCCCUGCCUAUGGCAGGGGGAUUGGAACUGAAUGAGCUUUGAGGUCCCUUCCAACUCAAACCAUUCUAUGAUUCUGUGAAGGCCUUGCUGAGACCCUGUUAAAGCUGACCAGUUGUGGGAGAGUUCAUUAUCAUUUAUCCCUGUUGGGUUUUUACCCCCAUCCUACCCCUAGUUGUCAGAACCUCAUUUAGCAGAUUUUUCUUUCACCAGAUUUGCCUUUGUUUGUUUGUUUGUUUGUGUUUCAUUUAUUACAUCUGCUAGAUUUUUUGGGUAGCUUUCUAUGAGAUGCCUAAAGGAAAACAUUGCUAUUUUUAUUUUCCCCUAGAGAUUAUUGACUCAAUAAAUAUUUAGACAGGGAAUUUAUGUUUGGGCUUGUCAGAUUGUCCCCAAACCCCACAGAUCCAAACAAACCCCAUAGCAGAAGUGUGCUGUGUAGUUAACAACUGUGAGCUGCUAUUGCUUAUAGCCUGGAAUCAAAAGGCAACUAAAUCCAUUUCCCCUGUGCCACUGUAGUUUUCUUUGUGGAUUAACUACAGGCUAAGUCUGGAAGCUGUCUGGGGAUUUUUACCUGCUUUAUUUCCCUUCCUGCUCUAAUUUUUCCUCUUCAUUUUAACUGGAUCUGCUAUCUCCUUUUAGGAUUUCAGUACCACCAUGAACUUGCAAAGAGGACUGAACUUGAAGCUGCUUUAAUCAUUAGUGUGUAAGUUACCAACCAAACAACAGAUCUCUCUGUAGAAACUAGAGUGGAAUUGGCCUGAGGCAUGCACAAGUGUUACUCAACUUCAACUUUAAGAAGUGUUUCUGUAUCAAUACAUUCAGUAAAGACUUUUUAGCCUUCUUA
Messenger RNA from Pogoniulus pusillus (Red-fronted tinkerbird), 4462 nucleotides. RefSeq names its product protein-L-isoaspartate (D-aspartate) O-methyltransferase domain containing 2 (gene PCMTD2). Lineage: Eukaryota; Metazoa; Chordata; Aves; Piciformes; Lybiidae. Bases 6 to 1235 code for a protein of 409 amino acids. The transcript is spliced from 6 exons. Gene Ontology annotation, molecular function: protein-L-isoaspartate (D-aspartate) O-methyltransferase activity. Gene Ontology annotation, cellular component: cytoplasm. Gene Ontology annotation, biological process: protein modification process. The record is from RefSeq and is a predicted model, not a curated record.